GCGACGAUACGGAACAGUCAGCCAGCAACGCAACACAGAGCUCUACAUCCUUUAGUCACUCGCUCGUAUUCGUAUUUGUAUUCGUAAAUCGCAUUCAGUUUCACAGUCGCAGUCGCGUGUGAGUGUUGUUCAGUUGUGCUGUGCAUUUCAUAUGCUGCCUGCUUAUCAGCAUACGCGUUGAAAUGCCGUCGCUGCAUUUCACGUAGUUCGCAAGAGAACAAUAACAAACUGCACAUAUCACAGGAUAAAAUAAACUAAACAAGUGAAACAUGUUUUGGAUUUUACGUCGCACUGGCGCUGCCAAUUUCUUUAAUUCGUUGAACAACAAUUGCAACUUCAGCAAGGGCAACAGCAAUGGAGGCGCCGGCGGCAACGGGAACCACAGCAACAACACACAGGACAAAUACGUAAAGAGGCCGCCGCGCAAGGCGUAUGGCAGGCUCAGUGCCGAGGCUGAUGAUGCCGUGUCGCUGGGCCAUAAAAUCGAUGAUCCAUUCGAUGAGCUAGACGAUUUUGAAAUGCUGGCACCAGGUGCCAGCAACAGCAAUGGCAAUGCCAACCACAACCACAACGGCAACGGCAACAGCAAUGCGAGCAACAACCCUAACAGCAACAGCAACACCAAUACCAAUAUAAACAGCAAUGGCAACGGCAACGGCAAUGACGAGGCGAAUGGCAAUGAGAAGAGCCUAGAGCUUUUUCCAUGUACGAACGCUGAUUGCCAGGGCAACUUUGUGGUGGAGAAUGCGCUGUGUGAGCUGGGGCUGUGCCAAGUUAAAGCCAAAUCAUCAAAGGAACUGUCAGCGGGUGCCAUGUCCACAUCCAAGCAGAUUAACGAGAGCACAAUAAGUCGCCUACACGCACUGGCCAUGGCCGACGAUGACGAUGACUACGAUGAAUCGCUCACCUGCAAUGUUUGUGAUCGGUCGUUUCAUUGCCAUCGGCAGUUGGCUUCACAUCAGCAAAAGAAGCGACAUUUUGGCUGCAGCGGUUGUGAUAGCCUGUUUCCAUCGCUGAUGCUGCUCGAACAUCACAAGGAAGAGUUUGAGCACUGGAGCGACGAGGAGAUUGGACGACGUGUCUGCUGCCGUCGUAAUCGAUGCGACGACGAUUACUUCACGGACACGGACUCCUACAUCAGCGAUGCGGAGAGCGAGGACCUGGAGAGAUUGUUGUAAACAUGCAGCAGCUGCACCUGAAGAGCAGCACAGCUG
Messenger RNA from Drosophila nasuta, 1214 nucleotides. RefSeq names its product myb-like protein A. The transcript is spliced from 4 exons. Lineage: Eukaryota; Metazoa; Arthropoda; Insecta; Diptera; Drosophilidae. The coding region runs from base 270 to 1178 and encodes 302 amino acids. The record is from RefSeq and is a predicted model, not a curated record.